Oncorhynchus keta (chum salmon) is the source of this 1848-nucleotide messenger RNA. RefSeq lists its product as uncharacterized. Gene Ontology annotation, biological process: response to bacterium. Bases 15 to 1118 code for a protein of 367 amino acids. The transcript is spliced from 6 exons. Lineage: Eukaryota; Metazoa; Chordata; Actinopteri; Salmoniformes; Salmonidae. The record is from RefSeq and is a predicted model, not a curated record.
AUCUGACACACAGGAUGACUAGUCUACACAUGAGAUGCUAUCAACAGAGAAGGAAUUAUACAAUAACCCAACUGUUUCUCAUAUUUUUACUGAUGUUUAAAACAGGGUCUCUUGCUAAAAUCAGCCAGAGCGAUGUCUUAAAGACUUUCCUGGCUGGAGACAGAGUUCAUUUGGAAUGCCUCACGUCAGAAGAAGAUGGCAACUACUACAACUGGAUCAAGAUAAUAAUAGGACAAGCCCCAGUAUUAAUUCUGUCUCUUUACACUCACUCCAACACUGCAAAGUUCUUUGGAGAGUUUAACGACAACCCCCGGUAUAUGGCAAUGAAGGAUGGAACCAGUUUUGUGCUGACUAUUUCAGAUGCUAGACCAUCAGAUAUGGGGAUGUAUUACUGUGCUGCACGCGAUUACGAUGCCAUGAUCUUCGGGAAGGGUGUGUUUCUGAUGUAUGGGGAUGUAGAUUCCAGGAACCAGCAUCUUACUCAGCAGUCUGUGUCUGAGUCUGUCCAGCCAGGAGACUCUGUGACUUUGAACUGUACAAUACACACUAAGACCUGUUCAGGAGAUCACAGUGUCUAUUGGUUCAGACAUAGUUCAGGAGAAUCCCGGCCAGGAAUCAUUUACACCCAUGGAGACAGGAGUGAUCAGUGUGAGAAGAGCCCUGAGGCUGGGUCUCCUACACAGAGCUGUGUCUACAACCUCCCCAAGAGCAAACUCAGCCUCUCUGAUGCUGGGACUUACUACUGUGCUGUGGCCUCAUGUGGGGAAAUACUGUUUGGGAACAGGACCAAGCUGGAUGUUGGAGGCCCUGUUGAUCUGGUGGACCCCAAGCUCCUGGCUCUAAUCGUAUCCAACAUCUUGAGCUUGAUCGCAGUCGUUGUCCUCAUCUGUGUGAGAAGGAAGAAAGGUUUGCCUCAACAUCCUCAAAGUGGUGUUACAGCCCCUUCCUGUCCUGACAAGGAGAGAGAUGAGGGAGAGGAGCUGAACUAUGCUGCCAUGAGUUUCUCCUCGAGGAAGACCAAGAGGAGAGCAGAACCAGAGAGACAGACCAGAGCGACGGACAUGAAUGUGGUUUACUCUGGAGUGAAAGGUCAUCAUGAGUGGAACUGGGAUCCAUGAUUUAUAAUGCAAUAGUUUUAUAAUGCAACUUAGAGUGAAUUGUAAAAAUAAUAUGCUGUGAAGAUAAUUAACAGAAAUUCUGCUAAAUAUUUUUAUAAACUUUAAAAUAUAUAUAUAUAUUUAAGAUGACUAUUAGAGGGAGCAUGUGUGUGUGUGUAAGGGGACUCUGAUAAGGACAUACCAUCCUGUCCCAGAGCUGUCUCGACUUCUUUGAUCUGUAUGUACACCAACUAUCCAGCAGAGGGCAGUAGCUUUCCACAAAGGGAACAGACCACAGGCACACAUCACCAGUCAGUCAUUUGAUGAUGGCUAGCUACAUCUUAGUAAUUUAGCAGACACUCUUAUCCAGAGCAUCUUACAGUAGUGAGUGCAUACAUUUAUGAUACUAUUUCAUUCUGGUCCCCCCCAUGGGAAUCAAACCCACAACCAACUCUGACAUUGCAAGCACCAUGCUCUAUCAACUGAGCCACAUGGGACCUGCUACAAUAUAGUAGGAUGGUAUUUGCCAUCUAUAUGUGUUUCUAGAAAAGGAUCUUUGGGAUACCCACAAAAGGAAAUUGUCAAUUAUCUCAACCCUUGUUUCAAAAGUACAGCCACAACUAUUUACAGUAUAGGUUUUAAUACAUAUGAAUGCUCAAUUAGUUAUAUACUGAACAGAAAUAUAAACGCAACGUGUAAAGUGUUGGGCCCAUGUAUCAUGAGCUGAAAUAAAAGAUCCCUGAAUAUUCCA